AUGGCUGAUAGUGGCGGCGUCAAGCGCGUGGUACUGACCUCCAGCUUCCUUCUAUUUGCUUCGAUUGUAGCUUCAAUCUGCCUAGAACGAAAACUGUACCGCCAGCGGGUCUGGCGCCGGCGAUUGGCGCACAAGAAGGUGUCAAAAUCAUCCGACUUAGGGACAUCGUUUGGCUUGGACAUUGGGGGGACGCUAGCCAAAAUUGUGUAUUUCGAGCACCACGAGGCGAGGGAUGAGAAGCGGUCGCGCUCGGCUUCACUGGAUGGGGCAGCAAGAGAAAUGAAUGAGUUCUUGCGUGAGCAUCUGGCAUUUGGCAUCACGGGAGUGCAGGAUGUGCGUCUAAAAGCGUACUCUACGAUCCUUAACGGGGUUUUUCACUUUAUGCAGUUUGAAAGCAGCAGGACUCGAGAAGCGGUCGAGUUUAUUGUGAACAAUGGAAUUAAUCAGUCGCUCAGGAUUUUGCCUUGCACGGGCGGCGGGGCUCAUAAGUACGGACCUGUGUUCAAGGAAAUGGCAGGGAUUGAACUGGAGAAAUACGACGAGAUCAAUUGCACCAUUUUGGGCCUACAUCUCCUGCUCACGACACUGCCGGACGAAAUGUAUACUUUUGAGGUUGUUGAUUUCAACUCUCUAGCGGCUUCGCGGGCGAAAACAGUCCCACCGGAUGCGGACGACAACGUGUAUCCAUAUUUGCUCGUCAGUAUUGGUUCCGGUGUCAGUGUGCUGUAUGUGAAAGGGCCGGAAGACUACGAACGUGUUAGUGGCAGCAGCAUUGGCGGGGGCACGUAUUGGGGUCUUUGUCGUCUACUGACUCACUGCGAGUCCUAUGACGAAGCGCUAGAUCUAUGUGUCACUGGCUCCAAUCAGUCGGUCGAUAUGAGUGUCGGAGAUAUCUACGGAGGAGCAUACGACAAGUUCAACUUACCAGCAUCAACGGUUGCUAGCAGUUUCGGCAAAAUGAUCUCAGCCUCCCGAGAAAGUGUGAGUGAUGCCGACCUUGCCCGGUCUUUGUUGGUUAUGGUCACCCAGAAUAUCGGCCAGGUCGCCUUCCUGAACGCAACUUUGUACAAGACGAAAAAUAUCUUUUUCGUUGGUAAUUUCCUGAGGCACAACCGGAUUUCGUCAAGAACAUUGGCGUAUGCAAUCAAUUUCUGGUCAAAGGGAGCAAUGGAAGCACGUUUCUGCAAGCACGAAGGUUAUCUUGGGGCACUUGGGGCAUUUGUGCGGCAUGCAGAGGUAACAAAUGCUCAUGGAAAAGAUUUUGUGUCCGCGACACGAAGGACACGGCCGUUGUCUGAGACUCAACUUUAG
Molecule: messenger RNA, 1311 nt
Organism: Peronospora matthiolae
Lineage: Eukaryota; Oomycota; Peronosporomycetes; Peronosporales; Peronosporaceae
Source: the annotation of a GenBank genome assembly